This is a messenger RNA of Prunus persica (peach), 900 nucleotides long. RefSeq lists its product as uncharacterized. NCBI's taxonomy places the organism in Eukaryota, Viridiplantae, Streptophyta, Magnoliopsida, Rosales, Rosaceae. The transcript is spliced from 2 exons. Bases 295 to 900 code for a protein of 201 amino acids. The record is from RefSeq and is a predicted model, not a curated record.
AUUGAAGGAGAGGAAAAGGAAGAGGAGGGGAUUGAAGGGGGUGAAGUGCAAGGAAAACCAAGUGAGGUAGAGGAAGGGCAAAGGAAAAGAAGUGAAGGAGAGCAAGUGCAAGUAAAAAGUAGCAAAGGAGAGGAAGCCCAAAGACAGAGCAGUGAGGGAGAGGAAGUGAAAAGAAAAAGCAGUAAGGGAGAGAAACUGCAAAGGAAAAAAAGGGAGGGCAAGGAAGUGAAAACACAAACAAGUGAGGAAAAGGAAGUGCAAAGAAACCAAUGUGAGAAAGAAGAUAAUGAAGUUAUGUUGCUUGGGGGUGACAUUGGCGAGAGCACGGAGGGGACACUGCUUGAGUUUACUGUCGGGGACAUUGAUUUGGAUGAACCUACAGCUGUGCUAUCUCAGUUGAACGUGUGGUUGAAUGAUAAAGGUAAAGCUGUGGCACAAGGGGUCCAAUUACGGAAAAGGAAGAGGAUCAUUCCUUUGUGGAAGAUCAUUGAAGGCAGUGAAUUGGUUCCAAAAACUGGGGCACAGACAACCGGACUGAAGAUGUUAGACCCAAUGAAGGCGAUUCCGCAUGAUGAUCUGGUGAAUUUGCUGAAACUUUGUUGGGAAUGGCGCCAGGACCCAAAUUUGGUGAUGCAAUUUGGCAACGUGGAAGCUGAGAUUGAAUUCUUCGCUUCCCUCGUGAAAGCUGAUGGUUGGCUGAAAGUAGAUGUAAGUGUAAUUGAUUAUUCAUUUGUUUUAAUGUACAUACAUUAUGAGAUUGACAAGAAAAACAUGUUGCAGCACAUUGAUUUGGGGUUGUAUCUCAUCCGAAAGCGACAACAACAGUUGGAGACAGAUUCGGUAGAAGUAGCGGACUGGACAACGACCGAUGUUUUUUUUAUGGUAUGUCAUCGGCCUUGA